UCACUGUCGGACCUUAUAAUCCGAGCGGUGCGCUUCUCCAACGCGCAGAAAGGGGCUUCGUUGGCCCACAUUAAGAAAGCGCUCAUCAGCAACGGUUACGACGUGGUGCGGAAAGGCGACCGCUUUAGAGAGGCGCUCAGGACUUUGAUCAACAAGGGGGUCCUGCAGCGAGUGACAGGCAGAGGCAUCGCCGGUUCGUUUCGCAUCGGGCGCCUCGGUAAGAAGCAGUUGGAGGGAACCAGAGGGCGGCGAAAGGAGGCCGGUGGCGCCAGUGAGUUCACCGCACGGAGGAAGAGGGAGCCGAGGCGUGGUGGUAACAUCCCUGCGAAGCGGUCGAAGAGGAAGAGAGCGCGGGAGAACGUGGCGGCAUCGACGGAAUCGGAGGCGUAG
Messenger RNA from Mesitornis unicolor (brown roatelo), 390 nucleotides. RefSeq names its product histone H1.11R-like. Lineage: Eukaryota; Metazoa; Chordata; Aves; Mesitornithiformes; Mesitornithidae. Gene Ontology annotation, molecular function: DNA binding. The record is from RefSeq and is a predicted model, not a curated record. The annotation marks the transcript as partial. Gene Ontology annotation, biological process: nucleosome assembly. Gene Ontology annotation, cellular component: nucleosome. The transcript has a single exon.